GGUCCAACGUUGUCUCGUCCCAGUCUUUUGGCGAUCCAUUGCGUCGGUAAAGAUCGGCAGUCUUAAAUUUAUAUGUAGAAAGGGAAAAUAAAUUUUAGAAAAACGAAGUUCUUUUAAAAUGGUUCAUUCAACCAGAACCUGACACAAUUUGAACAGUUUUCGGCUUUUCACCCCCGAAAUGUCGAACUUUUUCCCGGCCCUCGCAUGACGGAAAUCUCCGAGUUCCGAAGAUCUACGACUUUCUCCAUUUUUUUGUUGUGUCUCGGUUUACCCGAAGAAGAAAUGCUAGUUGCGACAAUAAAACUGACAUCAGUUUUCCAUAAGAUGGUCCUCUUAAUUUCCCUAAAAAAAUCUUGCUUCUCUCAACUCCACCUCAAUUGAAUUUCCCUCCCCACAAAACGGGAAUAACUCAAUUAUUAAUGAACAAGAGCGUGUUACCAGUUUUUAGUCCAACAACCUUCUAUACUUUUAUUCGCAUUGUCCAAUAGACCAACCAGGCGAUUCAGCAGGUGGAUAAGGGCAAUAUUGUCUUCACCGCACAGUAUUUCUUGUAAACGGAGACAGACAGUAAAGGAAAGAAGUCUUCAACUUUAAAAGAACGCAGUAUAAAGAUGAGGCAAUUUAUCGCCCUAAUUUUAUUUUCUAAUUUAGCUAUUUCCGAAUGCGGUGAAUUCGAGGCUGAGUCACCUCUUGAUCGAGGCUGGGGAGAAAAGAUAGAAUGGAGAACGUUGGAAAAUGGUUUAAAAGAAGCAAAAAAGAGUGAUACACCUAUAAUGUUGCUGAUUUACAAGACUUGGUGUGGAGCAUGCAAAGCGUUGAAACCCGACUUUGCGAAUUCGCAAGAAAUUGCCGAUCUGAGUAAAUAUUUUGUGAUGGUCAAUGUCGAGGACGAAGAAGAACCAAAGGAGGAAAAAUACCGCCCAGAUGGAAGAUACAUUCCUAGGAUUUUGUUUUUGUCUGCAGAAGGGGAGGUCAUGAAAGAAUUUUACAAUGAAAACGGGAAACACAAAGACACCAAGUAUUAUUAUGGGAAAACCUCUGAAAUUAUUGACAGCAUGAAGUCAGUCCUAAAGAAAACCAAAGGAAGCGAUGUAUUGAAGGAAAUGGAAGAACCAGCCAGGAAAAGCAAUCCUCUCGCAAGGGGUUUUGGAGACCGAAUAGAUUGGGUGACGUUUGAAGAUGGAUUAAAAAAAAUUAAACAGAGUGGCAAGUGGAUGUUGCUUCUCAUUCACAAAACGUGGUGUGGUUCGUGCAAAGCCCUGAAACCAAAACUUGCUGACUCAAAGGAGUUUGCAGAAAUGAGCAGACAUUUUGUGAUGGUUAAUACAGAAGAUGAAGAAGAGCCAAAGGGAAGCCAGUUUGUAGUCGAUGGCGAGUACAUCCCUAGAGUUCUUUUCUUGAGUAAGUGA
Messenger RNA from Stylophora pistillata, 1409 nucleotides. RefSeq lists its product as uncharacterized. The record is from RefSeq and is a predicted model, not a curated record. Gene Ontology annotation, cellular component: endoplasmic reticulum. NCBI's taxonomy places the organism in Eukaryota, Metazoa, Cnidaria, Anthozoa, Scleractinia, Pocilloporidae.